AAAGCAAAAUAUGGUGCAAGCAUCGAUAUAUUCUCGUUUGGAGUCGUGGCUAUUUUCACACUCUCGCAGACCUUCCCUAGCAGUUUACUGCCUACUGCCUAUCGCGAGCGUGGCCGUUUGCUUGCUAGAACUGAGCUUGAGCGACGAGAGAGGUACACGAGGAUGAUCUACAGUCAGCUACGCGAGAAGCAUCCUCUCCUCCAGAUGAUUGAGGGGUGUCUGGACUUCCCUGAAGACCGGCCGAGCAUUCGCGAGGUGCUGCGUUUGUUGGAGGAGGCCAGAGCUGAAGUGAGAGACGAGCAGACAGACAUGAACAAACUGGAGCUGUUGCAAGCUCUUCAGACACAACCCGGGAACCAGAAUGUUGAGCUAUUGGGACAGCUGAGGAGAGCGGAAACUGAGUUAGCCGAGGCCCAGGGACAACUGAGACAAAAGGAGGAACAACUGCAGUCUGGCGAGAGAGAGAAACAACUAGUCAGACAACAGCUGAUCCUCUCACAAGAAACUGAGACAGAGAGUUAGUUUAGUCUGUGGAACUAUUGUCAUUGUGUCAAGGCCCUCCUGACUGCAGGAGACUGAGUUAGUGCAGGCAAAGGACAGGGAGCUACAAUCGUGUGUGAGAGAGAAGCAGACAGUCAGAGAUGAGCUGACGAGAAAGGAGCGAGAGUUAGCCGAGGUUCAACAGCAACUGAGACAGAAGGAAGAAAAGUUGCGAUCAAGUGAGGCUCUAGUGGCUGACUUCCAGCAGGCCCUCCAGCAGAGAGACUCUGAGAUUAAGAGGACAAAAACCCAGUCGCGUCCCCUAGUAACCUAUUCCAUGCCAUCGUCAGAUAAGAAGCUGAGUGUGCAGUGGGGCCACAAGAAGAGGGCACCAUGUGACAUGUCUAGGGGCUCUGCGACAACCGACGGCCGGUUUGCCUAUUUUACACCGUCUGGUUCUGCCUCGGUCUACCGAUACGAGUGGGAUUCGGAGAAAUGGAGCCAACUUCCUUCGUGUCCUUCUCUUGACUCUGGUUUAGUUAUCAUUGACCGGGAGCUGACUGCCGUGGGGGGAUAUGCUGCAAAUGAUUCCACUUGGCCGAGAAUGGUUUCUACUGACAAACUGCACACACUACGACUGUGGAGAUGGGUUGAAAAACAUCCUCCAAUGAACACUGCACACAUCUCUCCUGCUGUAGUUAGUACACCCGAAUACCUCAUUGUGAUUGGGGGAGGCAGCCAUACGAUCCAUUCAUUUCAACCAUCUGAAUGGAUUUCUACAGUCGAGCUUUACCAUUUGAAGACGCGGAGCUGGCACUAUCUGACAAGUUUGCCACAGCCUCUCACCCUCCCUUCAGCCACGAUAUGCGGUGACCAGUUGAAUGUGAUAGGAGAUUACACCGAGGGCUACACGUGCUCUCUCCAAACCAUACCGCACGGUGGCAAACCGAUCCCAUCGUCUCUCGCCCUCUCCUGGAAACCUCUCCCUCCUCUACCAGUGACGCAGGCUACAGCUGCCACUGUCUGUGGACAGCUUGUCAUCUUUCGAGGCGGCUCUUCAGUCAACUCAAUUCACCAGCUAGUGGACGGACAGUGGGUGGAGAUUAGCUCUAUCGGUUAUAGUAGGUUGGGUUGCUUAGUGGCCAACCGAUCCCCGGAGGAAGUUGUCAUAGUUGGUGGGUGUGGUGUCGUGAAUGGUUUGAUUCAGACUGUAAAUACUGUUGAGAAAUGUAUUAUCACAAAAUAAUUUUUUCACCUGUCAAUCACUUUUGUAACAGGCCUAUCGGUGUAUGAUGAAAAUGAUCUUGUAUUAUAAUUAUAUACCUUGUUGUCUGUAUUUUUUUAUAUUAUGUAAUGAUAAUUACUUAUCU
Molecule: messenger RNA, 1850 nt
Organism: Geodia barretti
Lineage: Eukaryota; Metazoa; Porifera; Demospongiae; Tetractinellida; Geodiidae
Source: the annotation of a GenBank genome assembly